Trichomonas vaginalis G3 is the source of this 918-nucleotide messenger RNA. Its product is annotated as cysteine-type peptidase protein. The record is from RefSeq and is a predicted model, not a curated record. The transcript has a single exon. Gene Ontology annotation, cellular component: lysosome. The coding region runs from base 1 to 918 and encodes 305 amino acids. Gene Ontology annotation, molecular function: cysteine-type endopeptidase activity. Lineage: Eukaryota; Parabasalia; Trichomonadida; Trichomonadidae.
AUGUUUAUUCAAAGUCAUGAAGAAAGGUCUUUUCUAGGUUGGAUGCGUGAAACUGGCAAUAUUUUUACUGGAGAUGAAUACAACUUCCGCUUUGGCGUUUGGUUAUCAAAUAAAAGAUAUGUUCAAGAACAUAAUGCUGCAAACUUCGGUUUUACACUCGCUAUGAACAGAUUAGCACAUUUAACUCCAACAGAAUAUCGUUCUCUUCUCGGAUAUCGCUCUAGUAAAGUUGAAAGAAAAGUUACAAAAUCAAAUGCUGUUGCUGCUGAUCAAAUUGAUUGGAGAAAGAAAUGUGUUGUUAACGAGGUACAGAAUCAAGGUGCAUGUGGAUCUUGCUGGGCCUUUUCUGCGAUUCAAGCUCAAGAAUCUCAAUAUGCAAUUGUUUUUACCCAGUUAUGGAAGCUUUCGGAGCAAAAUCUUGUUGAUUGUGUCAAGAAAUGUCACGGAUGCAACGGUGGAGAGAUGUACAUGUCCUACGAUUACGUUAUUCAAAAUCAGAAAGGAAAAUUCAUGCUAGAAACAGAUUACCCAUAUACAGCUAGAGAUGGUGUAUGCAAAUUUGAUGCAUCCAAAGCUGUAUCACAGAUUUCCAGGUACGAAUGGGCAGAUUUAGGAAAUGAAGAUGAUCUUGCCAGAAAAAUCUCUUCUAUUGGUCCAGCAUCUGUUGGUAUUGAUGCAUCUCUUGCUUCAUUCCAUCUAUACUCAGGCGGUAUCUAUGAAGACUCGGCCUGUUCGAUGUGGAGCCUCGAUCAUGGUGUUGGAGUUGUCGGAUACGGUUCUGAAAGCGGAAAGAACUACUGGAUUGUUAGAAACUCGUGGGGAUCUGCUUGGGGAGAGAAGGGAUAUAUCAGAAUUGCCAAAGAUAAGGAAAAUAUGUGUGGUAUUGCCACAGAAGCAAUUUUCCCAAUUGAUCAGUAA